This is a messenger RNA of Rhinichthys klamathensis goyatoka, 2575 nucleotides long. It is a transcript of the gene hspa12b, whose product is annotated as heat shock protein 12B. Bases 380 to 2455 code for a protein of 691 amino acids. The record is from RefSeq and is a predicted model, not a curated record. The transcript is spliced from 14 exons. NCBI's taxonomy places the organism in Eukaryota, Metazoa, Chordata, Actinopteri, Cypriniformes, Leuciscidae.
AAACACACCGGUACACAGUGAUUGAAUCUGUGUCAGUAUGAAGUCAGAUCCCCUCCCUUUCCCCCUUCACUACAGAAACCUUCAUAUCCAGCCCCUGUACAUGUGCGUGUGUGUGUGUGUGUGUGUGUGUGUGUGUGUGUGUGUGCGGCUCUCUCAACCAUCCCUCCCUGACAUUCCACUGCAGAUGACGGAUUCACUGCUGGGAUACAGAAAGAAAGAAACAUCAUUACAUAGACUCUGCUACUGAAACAUCCAAUUCCUUUUGGGAUUUUGAACUUUGAUCAGGGACUAAACAACCCCAGGCAGGGGACACUAGAACAUUCUAAACAAAAGGAGUUAUUCUUUCCCUGUUAUGCUGUAAAGCCCUGGGACCUCUACAAUGACAGACGUCCUGCAGCUCAGUACCAACUGUCUACAAGUGCCAGGUAUUGACAGAUCAGCCUCUACAUCUCCAUCUGGUUCUCCAUCUCCUUCCAGAAAUGAGUGCAGUAUCACUCCUCUUACUCCCUCUCCCUCUCCGAGGACAGAAUUGAGACCGUGUGUGGCUCGUCCAUUUUCUGUGGUGGUCGCCAUAGAUUUUGGCACCACCUCCAGUGGCUAUGCCUUCAGUUUCACAGAAGAUCCUGAGACCAUUCACAUGAUGAAGCGGUGGGAGGGUGGUGACCCUGGUGUAGCCAAUCAGAAGAGUCCAACCUGUCUGCUGUUGACCCCUGACCUCCGGUUCCACAGUUUUGGCUUUGCAGCUCGAGACAGCUACCAUGACCUUGACCCAGAGGAGGCCGGGCAUUGGCUCUACUUUGACAAAUUCAAAAUGAAAAUCCACAGCACCAGUGAUCUAUCUAUGGAGACUGAGCUGGAGUCAGUAAGUGGAAGAAGAGUUCGGGCCAUUGAGGUGUUUUCUCAUGCCUUGAGGUUCUUCAGAGAACAUGCUUUAAAGGAGGUGAAGGACCAGUCCUCCUCUGUGCUGGAAAGUAAUGAAGUACGAUGGGUCAUCACUGUUCCUGCGGUGUGGCGGCAGCCAGCCAAGCAGUUCAUGCGAGAAGCUGCCUAUUUGGCAGGUUUGGUGGCUGCAGAUUCUCCUGAACAGCUCCUCAUAGCUCUUGAACCAGAGGCUGCAUCCAUCUACUGCAGGAAGCUCCGUCUACACCAGGUCAUUGACCUCAGCCAACGGCCAGUAACCAAUGGUUUAGAUGUAGAUGGCUCCCGCCCUUUCGAUUCCAGUUUUAGGCAGGCCCGUGAGCAGCUCCGCAGAGCCAGACAUAGCCGAACUUUUCUGGUGGAGAGUGGUACUGGAGAAUUGUGGUCUGAGAUGCAGACAGGUGAUCGGUACAUUGUGGCAGACUGUGGCGGUGGGACGGUGGAUCUGACGGUGCAUCAGAUUGAGCAGCCACAGGGCACACUAAAGGAGCUUUACAAAGCCUCAGGGGGUCCUUAUGGAGCAGUUGGAGUGGAUCUUGCAUUUGAGGCCAUGUUGUGCCAGAUCUUUGGGGCUGACUUCAUUGAGAGUUUUAAAGCAAAACGUCCAGCAGCUUGGGUAGACCUCACCAUUGCAUUUGAAGCCCGUAAGCGCACAGCAGCCCCUGGCCGGGCCAACUCAUUAAACAUCUUACUGCCCUUCUCUUUCAUUGACUUCUACAAACGACACCGGGGGCAGAGUGUGGAGACUGCCCUGCGCAAGAGCAAUAUGAAUUUUAUAAAGUGGUCAUCUCAAGGGAUGCUGAGAUUCUCUACAGAGGCCAUGAAUGAGCUUUUUCAGCCGACCAUCAACAACAUCAUCAAACAUAUUGAGAACCUGAUGCAGAAGGAAGAAGUAAAGGGUGUGCGUUUUCUCUUCUUGGUUGGAGGAUUCGCAGAGUCGCCCAUGCUUCAACGCGCAGCCCAGAACGCACUAGGGCGGAACUGCCGUAUCAUAAUUCCACAUGACGUAGGUCUGACCAUCCUGAAGGGUGCAGUCCUGUUUGGACUAGACCCCACUGUUGUCCGUGUACGCCGUUGCCCGUUAACUUACGGUGUUGGAGUUUUGAACCGCUUUGUGGGAGGUCGACACCCUCGUGACAAGCUACUCAUCAAAGAUGGCCGAGAAUGGUGCACUGACAUCCUGGACCGCUUUGUUAGUGUUGAUCAAUCGGUGGCUUUGGGUGAGGUGGUGAGGCGGAGCUACACUCCAGCAAGAAUAGGACAAAGGAAGAUCAUAAUCAACAUCUACUGCAGCGACACUGAUGAAAUAACCUACAUUACUGACCUCGGGGUGAGGAAGUGUGGUGUCAUCACGCUAGACCUGCUUGAGUCGGGGGCAGCGGCAGCUAAUGCUGGUGAAAACGAUAAAGGAUCCGCAUUUGAACGCAGGGAGAUUCGCACUACCAUGCAGUUUGGAGACACUGAGAUCAAAGUCACAGCUGUUGAUGUGGCAACCGGCCGACUGGUGCAGGCAUCAAUUGAUUUCCUGUCCAACUGAUCCUACUAUGCUGUUUCUGGAGAGAACUGGAAUUUGUAGAAUGCGAAGGGACAUUUAACGACAGCUAAUCUCAUCAAAAAAUUAUCUCAAAUAACAGCUUUGAGUUUUAACAUCUGGAUA